GGGGUUUGUUGGGAAGGCGCUGGCCGGGCCCUACGCUCUGUCAGUGGCGGCUGCUGCCUGCUCCAGAGCUAGGCUGCGCGGCGGCGGCCGAGGCUGGCAGGGGCGGACGCCAGGGCCGGGCUGUGCCGGCUUCUCACAGUUGUGAAUACCUUUGGACAAUUGAUGAUAUUUAUUAUUGUACCCACUUUCUUCAAAUAAAAGAUGGGUGGAUUAUUUUCUCGAUGGAGGACAAAACCUUCAACUGUAGAAGUUCUAGAAAGUAUAGAUAAGGAAAUUCAAGCAUUGGAAGAAUUUAGGGAAAAAAAUCAGAGAUUACAAAAAUUAUGGGUUGGAAGAUUAAUUCUUUAUUCUUCAGUUCUCUAUCUGUUUACAUGUUUAAUUGUAUACUUGUGGUAUCUUCCUGAUGAAUUUACAGCAAGACUUGCCAUGACACUCCCAUUUUUUGCUUUUCCACUGAUCAUCUGGAGCAUAAGAACAGUGCUUAUUUUCUUCUUUUCCAAGAGAACAGAAAGAAAUAAUGAAGCAUUGGAUGAUUUAAAAUCCCAGAAGAAAAAAAUACUUGAAGAAGUCAUGGAAAAAGAAACUUAUAAGACGGCUAAAUUAAUCCUUGAAAGGUUUGAUCCAGACUCAAAGAAAGCAAAGGAGUUUGAACCGCCAUCUGCUGGAGCAGCUGUAACUGCAAGACCUGGACAAGAGAUUCGUCAGCGAACUGCAGCUCAAAGAAACCUUUCUCCAAUACCAGCAAGCUCUAAUCAGGGCCCUCCUUCACAAGUUCCAGUAUCUCCUGGACCACCAAAGGACAGUUCAGCCCCUGGUGGACCCCCAGAAAGGACUGUUACUCCAGCUCUACCAUCAAAUGUAUUACCAAGACAUCUUGGAUCCCCUGCUACUUCAGUGCCUGGAAUGGGUCUUCAUCCUCCAGGUCCACCUUUAGCAAGACCCAUUCUUCCCCGAGAACGAGGCGCUCUGGAUAGAAUUGUUGAAUAUUUAGUUGGUGAUGGUCCACAGAACAGGUAUGCCCUUAUUUGUCAGCAGUGUUUUUCUCAUAAUGGCAUGGCUUUGAAGGAAGAGUUUGAAUACAUUGCUUUUCGAUGUGCCUACUGUUUUUUCUUGAAUCCUGCAAGAAAAACCAGACCCCAGGCUCCAAGACUUCCAGAGUUUAGUUUUGAGAAGAGGCAGACAGUGGAAGGCUCAAGUUCAGUUGGUCCCUUGCCAUCAGGAAAUAUGCUUUCAUCAGAGAACCAGUUUAGUGAAGAAUCUUUAGAAGAACAAGAUGUUCUUGACAAUGAUACAGAGCAGACAGAUGACAAAACAUCAGCCACAGAGCAGACAAAUGAAGUGAUUGAAAAAGCAUCUGACUCAGAGGAACCAGAACAGAAACAAGAAGAGACUGAGAAUGAGGAAAUCUCAAUGAAUGAAGCCAAAUCAAUAGUUUCCAGAGAUGACUCUAUUCCUAAUCCUGAACUAAGUGGAGAAUCUUUGAUGGCAAAGUAGUAAAUGCUUCCAUGUGCCUUCAACUGGAUAUUUAUAGUCUUGUUGAUGUCAGUUAUUCAGUUAUUGCUUUUUAUGCGGUACACUUUUUUCCCCCCCUUGGGCCCUCUAAGGAUAUGCUUGGUGUCAUUUGAAUUCAAGAUUCCUAGCUAUUUGAACAUGUCAAAGUUUUAUCUAUUAAAAGCAAGUGAUAUCAGUGGAGUAAGAUCCUUUUAAAUGUGCAGAGACCCACACUAUUUCAACAGCUUUUAGAUAUUUUUUGUCUGUUCCAAAAGUAAAUAAACAUGACUUUCUUGUUUUCUGUAUGUAUAAACUGUAAAUAUUCAUUUUGACAUAGGAAGAACUUUGGCUAGGAAUCAGUUCUCGAAUAGUGUUUGUUUUAAGGAAUGAAACAAUUAAAAUUUUGAAUACUUCAUUAUUAAAAUUGGAUAGAAUUUUAACUCUUAAGAUAUUUGUGGGCAGGGGAAAUGUCUAUUUAGGUGUUUACAUUAAACUAAGUGGUAUGAAAGUUGUAACUGCAACUACAUAGGCAUUGGUAUGAAUUCUCAAUAAGAAUGCAAUUUAACAGUCAAGUGCAGUAUUCCUUUUUGAUAUCUUUUAUUUUGCAGCUGGGCCAAAGGCACAUGAUGUAUCUAAUUAGUUUAUGUUUACAUAGUAAAAUAUAGGAAAUAUCUCUGCACUAGACUGUACUUGAAUUCUGAGCAUUAUUUAUACUUGUAAAAUGAUGAUAUAUAAGUGAAUUUUGUGCUUUUGUGUGUAUUUUGUUAAGGAAAAUAAAGAUAAUCUGGCAGCAGUUUCUUUUUGUUAAAUAACUAGUCUUAUUCAAAUAUUAUCUUGGUGGAUUACUUUGCUACCUUGUAAAUCUUAGUAGAAAGAGCUCACAGUACAAUAAAUCUGCAGAUUCUUCUUAGAGCAAAUUAUAAUGCUUUUAUCAGACUUGUUGCCUCUCAGGUCCUGAGAAAUAGUGACAUAUAGAGGUUCCUUUCAGAAGUUAGGUUUUUUUGAUUUAGGAACAUCUUAGGUCAAUUUGCAAUUUUUAACUUUCAGAAACAAAGGAGUUUUGUGAGGAUAGGCAGUUUCUAGUAGCUCAUUGGACUUAAAAUUUGUACUAAGGAAUAACUGGGAAAA
Molecule: messenger RNA, 2619 nt
Organism: Nycticebus coucang (slow loris)
Lineage: Eukaryota; Metazoa; Chordata; Mammalia; Primates; Lorisidae
Gene: LNPK
Product: lunapark, ER junction formation factor
Exons: 13
Coding region: 202-1494 (430 amino acids)
Biological process (GO): endoplasmic reticulum tubular network organization
Cellular component (GO): endoplasmic reticulum tubular network
Source: RefSeq, a predicted model, not a curated record